CCGCAUAUAAAUCAACAAAAAUGGCUGCUAAAAAGAAUAAUAUUGAGGAGUUAAUACAAAUGAUCCAAUGUUACCCAAUGUUGUAUGAUGCGUCACAUCCUGAUUUUAAAAAAAAGAAAGAUCCAAUUUAUGAAGAGAUAGGAAACAUUCUGGGUGAAAGUGGUGAAGAUGUAAAACGAAAGUGGCGCAACCUAAAAGAUACAUUUACGAGAAGCAUAAGGGGUCAGAGUUUUUAUAAAAAUGGUCAGACCAAAUGGAAAUGGACAGAUCAAAUGGAGUUCAUGCGGCCACAUUUUAAUAUGUGCAGCAGUACUGGGGCAAAUGACAGUGUAAAUUCUGUUUCAUGUGAUGAUAUGAUCAAAACAGAACCAUUUGAAAUUUCGUGUGAAUCUGACAUUCCUGCCUCGCCCGAGCUUCCGACUGCGACAGAAAUAUAUCCCACAUCCUCUACCAGAGAGAAGACAAAUUUCACACAGCCACAUGUGCCUAAGAAAAGAAGACGAGUGUCUUUUGACUCAGAUGCGUCGGUUACAUCUGAAGAAAUAAAAACAGAUUUAGACAGAGUGGAUUAUUUUUUCUUAGGGUAUGCAGAGUUUUUUAAAAAGCUCUCACCCAGUGGACAGAUAAGGAUCAAAUUAAAAAUGGCUCAAAUGUUCACAGAAGAGGAAUUGAAAGAGCUAAAUGAUUAGAGAACUGUUGAUAUGAACACUGUUAAAUUGGCGUAAUUUUUACAUACCGUUUAUUAAAGUUUUAUAU
Physella acuta is the source of this 756-nucleotide messenger RNA. RefSeq lists its product as uncharacterized. The record is from RefSeq and is a predicted model, not a curated record. Gene Ontology annotation, biological process: regulation of transcription by RNA polymerase II. Gene Ontology annotation, cellular component: nucleus; transcription regulator complex. NCBI's taxonomy places the organism in Eukaryota, Metazoa, Mollusca, Gastropoda, Physidae.